Messenger RNA from Prunus armeniaca (apricot), 426 nucleotides. The record is from the annotation of a GenBank genome assembly. Lineage: Eukaryota; Viridiplantae; Streptophyta; Magnoliopsida; Rosales; Rosaceae.
AUGAAGUACAAGAAGAAAGACGCCCACCUGCUCGGUCCCAAGAAGCUAACUCACGACGAUAAGCUACGGAGGUUCCCUCGCAAGCUCAGUCCUUUAACAUACCCCGCAGGCAAGACAGUUGAGGAGAUAUGCUCCGUAGAGACAACGAGGAGCUUCAAGGAACUAACUUUCAUAAUCACCAAGGAGUACACUUCUUAUCGGAUGAUCAAGAAGACCCUUGACCACCUGUUCAACCUAUGCAAGAAGCAUGAUGAGUCCCUCCGAGACUACAUAAAAAGAACCCUGACCACCUAUUCUCUUAUGGGGAGAGCCGAGUGGCCGAAACUGUGUGUUGUGGCCAGAGCUGUGUGGGAGAGAGGAGAGAGAGAGUGGCGGCAAGAGAGGGUUUUAGGAUUCAAAAAGAAUUACCUUGAAUGCCUUGUGUAG